GACCGAUCGUCCUCCCUCUCCCUCGUCUACCUCCUCCACCGUCGACCACCACUACCGUCGUUGUCCCCAUCGACACGCUCGGUCCAGAGAAGCCGCCGAACUAGUCACAGCCUGCGUGUCAGUCCGUCGGUGAGCUCCGUAUUGCGUGGUGUGCCGGAGGUCGAGCGUUCUCUCAAAGGUCGCGUACGAGAAUUUCCGAGGUGCUUCUCCGAGAGAGAAGCUCUCUCGCGCAUGUGUGUCGGCUGAAGGCGGCUCGACGUCGGCCUCAAGAGAGAGAGAGAGAGAGUAAGCGUCUCCGGCGCGCGCGGUACCUCGAGAAUCGCUGCGAUUCGAAGACAAACGGUCGUUAACUCAACUCGGGGAAGGUAAGAAGAUUCGUGCGCAGCUCGCGGAGAAGCCUCGGCGGAGCCUCUCGUCGCCGAAGAACUCGUGAAUGGUACCAGCAGCGACGGUGGACGCGAGUCACCUCGGUCGCGCGAGUGACGUUAGUGCCCCCGACGAAGAUGGUGCGCGGUCUGUCGCAGUGGACCAAGACCCUGAGUUUCCCGGCGAGAGUGUCGCCCCAGAGGCCCGCCAAGGAGUCUAAGGGCUUCCACGUAAGCCCCAGUGUCAGCCCCACGUCGCCGCCCAGCCCGAUCAACGACACCAUGGACAAGUCGCCUAUUAUUACCGACGAGAACCUCCAGGACUCGGAGGCAGAGAAGGCAAUAAUGGGCUCUAUUGUGUACUGCAUACAUCAUAAGGAUGGUUGCAAAUGGUCGGACGAACUGAGGAAGCUGAAGGCACACCUGAACACGUGUAAACACGAUGCGGUCCCUUGUGGCAACAAAUGCGGAGCGAUGAUACCUCGUGUGCUCAUGGAGGACCACCUGAAGUACACCUGCGCCCAGCGCAGGGCUCGUUGCGACUUCUGUGCCAAAGAAUUCACCGGACACACCUUGGAGAAGCACACGGGAACGUGCGGCUGCGAGCCUCUGUACUGCGAGAACAAGUGUGGAAUGAAAGUGCAGAGAAGACACCUUGGUCAACACAAGCUGGGCGAAUGCGCCAAGAGGCUGGUCGCUUGUCGCUAUUGCAACAAAGAAUUCGUGUUCGAUACGCUCACUGCUCAUCACGCGAAAUGUGGCCGAUACCCGGUCGCGUGUCCCCAUCGUUGCGAGACCGCGGUGUUACCCAGAGAAGAUCUCGAGGUGCACUUGAAGGAUCAUUGUACCACACAUCUGCUUUCCUGUACAUUCAAGGACGCUGGCUGCCGCUUCAAGGGUAAUAGGUUUUCGCUUGACAAACAUCUGGAGGAGUCCGCGAAGAUGCACCUGAGUCUCAUGUGUAGCCUCGUAACGAAGCAGCAGCAUCAAAUAACCAGCCUGAAGUCGGCGAUCAGCAAACUGUCGUUAAAUUACACGGGCACGCUCAUAUGGAAGAUCACGGACUACGCCGCCAAAAUGUUGGAGGCCAAAGCGAAGGAAGGGAUGGAGCUUGUCAGUCCACCCUUUUACACUAGUCAAUACGGAUACAAGUUGCAGGCUUCGAUAUUCUUAAACGGGAAUGGGACGGGGGAGGGCAGUCACAUCUCGAUAUAUAUCAAGAUCUUGCCUGGCGAGUACGACGCGCUCCUACGGUGGCCGUUCUCGCAUAGUGUCUCGUUCACGAUGUUCGAUCAGACGGUGAUCGCGGAGAAGGCCUGCAACAUCGUGGAGAGCUUCAUACCGGACCCAACCUGGAAGAACUUCCAGAGACCGAGCCGCGAGCCGGACUCGCUCGGCUUCGGCUUCCCGCGAUUCGUCUCUCACGAGAUGGUGAAGAAGCGACAUUUUAUCAAAGACGAUACCAUGUUCAUUCGAGUCAAGGUGGAUCCUAGUAAAAUCGUAGCGGUCUAGAGACUGACGUUCACGACGACGACGACGACUGGUAAUUUUUUUUUUUGGGACGGUGUCUCUCGAACGGACUUUGUGAUAUUCCCGAGUACUUGUUUAGAUAAGGCAGUACAGUACUUAUCUUUGUUCGUAAAUAACGCGCGAUAGUUCAAACGC
Molecule: messenger RNA, 2030 nt
Organism: Dinoponera quadriceps
Lineage: Eukaryota; Metazoa; Arthropoda; Insecta; Hymenoptera; Formicidae
Gene: Traf4
Product: TNF receptor-associated factor 4
Exons: 6
Coding region: 504-1877 (457 amino acids)
Biological process (GO): protein K63-linked ubiquitination; positive regulation of JNK cascade; regulation of apoptotic process
Cellular component (GO): plasma membrane signaling receptor complex
Molecular function (GO): protein binding; zinc ion binding
Source: RefSeq, a predicted model, not a curated record